Cryptococcus deneoformans JEC21 is the source of this 1180-nucleotide messenger RNA. RefSeq lists its product as hypothetical. The record is from RefSeq and is a predicted model, not a curated record. NCBI's taxonomy places the organism in Eukaryota, Fungi, Basidiomycota, Tremellomycetes, Tremellales, Cryptococcaceae. The coding region runs from base 115 to 1146 and encodes 343 amino acids. The transcript is spliced from 3 exons.
GACAGAGAUUAUAUUUUACAUCAGGCGUUUUACUAACUACUAACCCAUUAUAGGAAAUCAUUGUAGGAUUAAGCCAAGAAAAGGUUUCUACCUCCUUUUAUCAACCUCUUCAAUAUGUCUCAUAUGUUUACGCCGGAGUCCGACUCUCAUAAUUCAUCUGGCGAUACAAGAACCGAUCACAUGUCAAGCUCGAAGACUCUCGUUUCAGAACAGGAAAGCCUCUCGUUUCAACUCUCUCAUAGUCAUCAGUCAGCGUCAGCUGCAUUUUGUCAGUCAGCAGCAUCGUCAUCUUCAGCUGCAAUUAGGCCAAGCGAUUCCCUGUCUGGUCCAUCUAUGUUCAAUCACACACCGCUGCCCAUCAACUCCUGUUCUGAUGACUCUCAACCAUUGGCGAAUAAGCGCAACUCGAGCAUGCUUACACAAAAUCCCAAGAUCAGUAAAGCGUCCAGUUGGCGCUCAUUUUUUCCAAAUCGCUCCCCUUCAUCACUCGACUCACCCAUUCCUACAUUACCGACAAAAAAUACUUCUAAAGAAAGCAAUGCUUCAAAGCGACGAAAGUUGUUUUUAAAUGCACCAUCAGCGCCAUCUUCUAUUCCUCCCCCUCGCAAAAUCCCCAUAAAGUCUACCAUCUCUAAAGCCUCUUUGUCAUUUUUAAAUGCACCAUCAACGCCAUCUUCUAUUCCUCCCCCUCGCAAAAUCCCCAUAAAGUCUACCAUCUCUAAAGCCUCUUUGUCAUUUUUAAAUGCACCAUCAACGCCAUCUUCUAUUCCUCCCCCUAGCAAAAUCCCCAUAAAGUCUACCAUCUCUAAAGCCUCUUUGUCAUUCCUCACAAAUAAGCCGGAGGCUAAACGACCUCAAAAGCAAAAGCGGCAGAGGUCUUCAGCAGCUCCAUCUGGAAAUACUUCUGCUCUGGUGGCAAAAUGUUUGCCUAAAGAAACAUCCGAGAAGAUGCCAUUCUUGAAACCUUCCACUCGACAAAGGCCGGGACGUUAUGAUCCUCAUGUUGAGAAGCAGCAUGGUACUCACGCGGAGGAGAGAUCAACGAAAACGCCACAGACUGGAUCACAUGCGCAUGCUUCGGCAAGUUCCCCUUCGUCCAACUCCAACCUUUCGUCGUUCGCACCACCUUCCUCUACUUCUCAUUAGGUUCUCGUAUUACAAACGGUCGAUUCAUCAUCUG